AUGAUCCUUCGCCCAAUCCAUCUCCGUCCCGCGAAGGGAUCCUUCCUGCAGCGACUCUCCCUCAGACAGCCUCUCGUACAUCGCUCCUUCCACGCCUCUUCGCUUCGCCGCCAGGCCGGACUCCCUGAUCAUUAUGCCACUCUGGGUAUAGACACGACUGCUUCUGCUGGAGACAUCAAAAAGUUACAGUUCUUCCAGCUGAGCAAGAAACACCACCCCGAUCACAACCCCAACGACCCAAAAGCCGCCGAUCGUUUCGUCAAAAUCUCAGAGGCCUACCACGUCCUAGGCAGCGCCGACAAGCGAGCGACCUACGACCGCGACUUCCUCCGCGCCUCACAUCCUUCUUCCCAUCCUCAAGGCUCUCACAGCAGCAGUAGCGGCCCCGCGGGAGGACGUCCAGCCACAGGCCUGAGUCGACGACGCACACAGUUCAAAGGCCCACCUCCUUCUUUCUACCGCAGUGGUGGCUGGGGCAACUUCAGCCAAAAGCGAUCAGAAUAUGCCUCGCAGGAAUCACAUCAGCACGAAGCUGCCGGCAGUACCGACAGCAGUAGUGCGCAGGACGCUCCCGGCACCGGUCCUUCUGGCUACCAGGCCGGCUUCAACAACGAUGUGCCGCACUGGGAUCGCGAGGGCCACUUCCGCACCCACGACAAUGUCAUGAAGAACAGACACAAGGCGAGGCGGCGAUCCGGUCAAGUCAGCACAGAUGAUAUCCUCAACAACACAAGCAUGCUGUUCAACUUUGUCCUCUUGAGCGGAGUCUUGACCGUCAUCUUUGGUGUUAGCGGCAUCUUGUUCAGAAAAAACGACGACAAGAAGAAGCUCGCUGCUUGA
Aureobasidium namibiae CBS 147.97 is the source of this 840-nucleotide messenger RNA. RefSeq names its product DnaJ-domain-containing protein. NCBI's taxonomy places the organism in Eukaryota, Fungi, Ascomycota, Dothideomycetes, Dothideales, Saccotheciaceae. The record is from RefSeq and is a predicted model, not a curated record. Bases 1 to 840 code for a protein of 279 amino acids. The transcript is spliced from 2 exons.